Messenger RNA from Durusdinium trenchii, 2283 nucleotides. Lineage: Eukaryota; Dinophyceae; Suessiales; Symbiodiniaceae. The record is from the annotation of a GenBank genome assembly.
AUGCCUUCACCACGGCGGCGCGCGUCAUUGCCGCGCGCGGUGAUGGCUGUGAGUUGGGCCACCUUGACGCUGUCCACGUCGGCGGAGGACUCGACGGGGUGCACCAUUACGGCCAAAAUAUGCUCGAAUUUUCCCGACUUCCAGCGGACGCAGUUUCGGGAUGACAUCGGUGAGACCCACGUGAACGCGGGCGGCAACGAUGCGGCCUGUUUGAAGCGGGCUGAGGACUUUCACCACUGGUGUGGCAAUGGUGCGUCUGAUGCACAAGUGGCUGCCAGCUAUGAGCGGGAACAGCUGAGCCAGGUCUAUCAUCCAGGUGCUUGUCCAGGUGGAUGGUCCCAGUGGGACGCAUUUUGCUACAAGCACUUCUGGGAGAAGAAGACCUGGUUCGAGGCGGAGGCCUUCUGUCGCCAAUAUGGCGAAGGCUCACACUUAGCAUCGAUCCAUUCGAGGGCUGAAAAUCGAUUCAUUUUCGCCUUGACUGGUGGCCUAAGUGCCUGGAUCGGCUACACCGACCUAGAUCAGGACACUCACUACAAGUGGAGUGACAACACGCAGGAUGACUUCUCGAACUUUGCCAAGAACUGCACCGGCCGUGAACACGAGCCGGACUGUAAGCCCGAAGAGCGGCAACAGCAGUGGUAUGACUGGGAAGGCCAUGAUCGUGGCACCUUUGUGUGCAAGCGGAAUGCAUUGUUGCCGGUUGCCUUGCUGCGCAAUGUGUCCGCCAGGAUCUUGAUUACAAGACCUUGGCACGAGCUGUUGCCCACCUUGGCAUCGAGCCUGGAAUCGAACACCACCAAAAGCCAAGUGUCGCUCAAGGUGGAUGCCAUCGCCAAGCCUGAGGCAUCGGCCGCGGAGGGCAAGCCGAUGCUAGAGCCGCGGUUGGGUUUCUUCAAGGUGCGACCUCAUCGGACAGCUGCCGUGGGUCUUUGUGCCCUGGCGGCGGCCCUCGCAGCCCGCCGAGGUGAUCAUGCAGGUGAGAAAGCCGACGCGCUGGGCAAAGUGACUGAGCUCAAGAAGCGAUUUGCUUUACGCGUUGAAUGUGCCCACAAGACAUGCAGCAAGGUGAAGAUGCUGCAAGUUGAUGUACACUUUGAGAUAGGUUGGCAGAAAAACAAGGAUAGAAACUUGGAUUUCAUGGAGAAGGUGGUCCGCCAGCAGUUGCAUGGGCGGAUGCAGAUGCAGUUUUCGUCGGAACAUUUCUUUGAUGCUAUGCCGUUGAUGAGUGGGAUGUCAACUUCACGAAGAGCAAUGGGAAACGGAGAGGGUCAUGACUACGAUGACAUCUUCUACGUGCGAAAGUACUUGGAGCCAGCCAAAUUCAAGAAGCUGGCUUUGGGCAACUGGGAGAUGCCAGAGAAUGCCACUCGUGUCGUGACUUUGCCCGAGCUGGUGGAUGCAGGCGUUCAAUACGGCCAUAAGUCCAACAUGUGGAACCCCAAGAUGCUGAAGUACCUCUAUGCUGACAACGGAGGCACCCACAUCUUUGACCUGGUUCAGACAGCGGCCAACCUCAAUCGUGCUUGCUACUACUGCAUGGAGGCAGCGGCCAAGGGUGCGAACUUCAUCUUCAUUGGCACCAAGGAGCAGGCUCGAGAGCAAGUUAAGAAGUAUGCCGAAGAGGCUGGUGUUCCCUACUGCGAUCUCCGGUUCGUGGGUGGUGUGAUCAGUAACUUCGCGGUGAUUCGCAAAUCCGUUGACAUGAUGCUGAAGCUCAAGGAAGAGAAGCAGCAAAACGCAUGGAGUGUCUUGAGCGAGUUCAAGCGCUUCUUGAACGAGUGCAAGCUGAAUCGAAUGGAGAAGAAGUACGCGGGAAUUGUGAACUUGACCUCCUACCCUGACAUCUGUAUCUUUGUGGACGAGGCAAAAGAGCGUUUGCCUCUGGCUGAGAUGACCCGCAUUGGCGUGCCAACAGUAGGCAUGGUGGAUUCCAACAAUGACCCGACCUACGUGGAUAUUCCGAUUCCUUCCAACACUUCCAGCACCAGGUCCAUUGAGCUGGUGCUCCGCAAGUUGUCUGAAGCCAUCAAGAAGGGCAAGGCCUUGGCGCAGAUGAAUCCGCAGGGGCCUCCACCGGAGGACAAAGAGUGGGAUCCCUGGAUCCUCAGCAGGGACCGCAUUCGUUUCAUGCGGCGACGCUCCAAGCGUCAGGGUUGGAUGAAGGGCAUCUACGGAAGCUAUGAGAAUUGGAAGAAGUGCCACCCCUGGGGCGCCGUCCCCACCGUGGCGCCGUUUCACGACUUCAAGUGGAACGACAUCUUGGACCCAGCGCACAAUUGA